Penicillium waksmanii is the source of this 1476-nucleotide messenger RNA. RefSeq lists its product as uncharacterized. The coding region runs from base 1 to 1476 and encodes 491 amino acids. The record is from RefSeq and is a predicted model, not a curated record. The transcript has a single exon. Gene Ontology annotation, molecular function: protein binding. Lineage: Eukaryota; Fungi; Ascomycota; Eurotiomycetes; Eurotiales; Aspergillaceae.
AUGGCAACACAAAGCUCAUGGUUUCUGCGUUUCCCCCCUGAAUUGAGUGCAUCCAUUGUGUCCUUUCUGCCAAACAAAGAUGUCAAGUCCUUGCGUUUGACGUGUAAAGCCCUCGGCGAGAUUUCACCAUUCUCCUCCUCCCGCGUUUUUCUUUCGGCCAACUCGUUGAACAUCCAAGUUUUUCGUGCUAUAGCCGACCAUCCAAAGUUUCGCCACCAAAUCAGAGAACUCAUCUGGGACGACGCACGGUUUGUAGUCGCGCCGUUGAUAUGGGAAUCCAUGCGUCCAAUCAUCGAAUCCGAACGCAUGGAAAUUAAAUCCGAUGAGGGAUGUCCUAUCUGGUUUACGGAGCAAUGUGAAGAGAACCGCUAUACAGUUAAGCAUCGGAAAUACCGCGACGUGAACCGACCUGACCAGGUUGCACGUCAGCACCAGAUGGAUGCCCAGAUGCCGUUGAAAGCCUGCUGGAAGUAUUAUCAGCAACUAUUGGAUGAUCAGGCAACUGUGAUAAAAUCUGAGGACGACAAAAUAGCCUUUCUUUACGGCCUUGAGCGAUUCCCUGGGCUCAAAAAAGUGACCGUUACGCCUGCGGCCCACGGCUGGCUGUUUUCUCCUCUGUACGAGACACCUAUGAUUCGAAAAUUUCCAUACGGAUUUAACUAUCCGAUUCCGCGAGGAUGGCACUACGAUCCCGUUGAUUCUCAGGUUGCCGAGCCGCUACCGUGGUCUGAGGUAACCGAUGACUACAAGGAGCUAUGGAGAGGGGCUCGGAUUGUUCUUCGCCUUUUGUCACAGGAGAAGCAUAAUGUUUCCCAGCUGAGCUUCGAUUCCAAGCAACUCCACACCGGACUAAACUUUUUGAUUUUCGACCGGCCGUGUGAGGAAUACAAUCAGUUUGCGUCUAUCAUGAAACUUCCGGGCUUCCAGCGUCUUCAUCUGUCUUUGCUUACUGGCAGCAGUGGUAUCUGGACAGGAUUCCAAAGCGGAUUAUUCCGUCAAGCUAUGAGUCUGGCGAAGGAAUUAACCCAUGUUCAUUUAUCAACUACAUACAAUAAUGGGUCUGACUUUCCAUUUCAGGAUCCAUCUAUUCCCCUGAAGGAGGUUCUGCCUAUUAAGCAGUGGCCGAACCUGUCUCACUUGGCGCUCUCUAAUUUCAGUAUUGAUACGUCGGAGUUUAUAGACAUACUCAAAUCGGCACCAUCCUCAUUACGAUCUCUUGACUUAGAAUUUAUCGAGUUCCCCUCUGAUGAAUUGUGUUUGACUGGUCUACUAGAGAGGAUGCGAGAGGAACUGGAUUGGACUGAGAGAGAUCAGUCACUACAACCGACCGUCGCGAUCGCAAUGGAAGGCCAGCGCAGGUGGCCGGGGAGGUUCAUCAAGCUUUCAGAUGAGGUGGGAAACUUUCUCUAUGGCUCUGGAGAAAACCCCCCUGAAUGGAGCAGAUACAUGCACCCCCAAAAACGGAUACGGGACUAA